Messenger RNA from Cebus imitator (Panamanian white-faced capuchin), 544 nucleotides. It is a transcript of the gene ATP6V1G3, whose product is annotated as ATPase H+ transporting V1 subunit G3. The record is from RefSeq and is a predicted model, not a curated record. Gene Ontology annotation, biological process: proton transmembrane transport. Bases 26 to 382 code for a protein of 118 amino acids. NCBI's taxonomy places the organism in Eukaryota, Metazoa, Chordata, Mammalia, Primates, Cebidae. The transcript is spliced from 3 exons. Gene Ontology annotation, molecular function: proton-transporting ATPase activity, rotational mechanism. Gene Ontology annotation, cellular component: vacuolar proton-transporting V-type ATPase complex.
AGCCACUUCCUUGGAGCAGGCUACCAUGACCAGCCAGACUCAGGGGAUCCAUCAGCUCCUUCAGGCAGAAAAACGGGCCAAGGACAAGCUAGAGGAAGCCAAGAGGAGAAAAGGAAAGCGAUUGAAGCAAGCCAAGGAGGAAGCAAUGGUAGAAAUUGACCAGUACAGAAUGCAGAGAGAUAAGGAGUUUCGACUAAAACAAUCUAACAUAAUGGGCUCUCAGAGUAAUCUCUCAGAUGAAAUAGAAGAACAAACACUAAGGAAGAUACAAGAACUUAAUGGACACUAUAAUAAGUGUAUGGAAUGUGUGAUGAAACAGCUCUUGAGCAUGGUCUGUGACAUGAAACCAGAAAUCCAUGUGAACUACAGAGCCACCAAGUAAAUGUACAUCAUAUUUUUUGAGGAAAAAGAAAAGGUGUAUGAGUGCCACCUAGUUGCUUAUGGCUUCAUGUUUUUAUAUUGAGAAAUUUGAAAUGUAAAUCUUAAAUUUACAUUUACAGAAAAUGUGACAUAACUCAUACUUUGGCAUUGCAUUAAACAAAAC